Molecule: messenger RNA, 1440 nt
Organism: Apis laboriosa (Himalayan honeybee)
Lineage: Eukaryota; Metazoa; Arthropoda; Insecta; Hymenoptera; Apidae
Exons: 5
Coding region: 1-1347 (448 amino acids)
Biological process (GO): tRNA C3-cytosine methylation; arginyl-tRNA aminoacylation
Molecular function (GO): arginine-tRNA ligase activity; tRNA binding; ATP binding
Source: RefSeq, a predicted model, not a curated record
AUGGAGUUACAAAUGGAAAACACAUCAAUUAUUUGCAUGGAAUUACUUACAAAUAAUAUAACUUCAUAUUUAAGUGGUAAUUCUAACAAAAAUAUAUCAAUUGUUAAAAUAAACAAUGAAAAUUUAGCAAUAAAUGGUGAAUUAUAUUUUUUACUUAGCCUUAAAAUAUGGAGAAAUGUAUUGAAAGAUACAGAUAAGUGUGAUGGAAAGUGUACAACAAUUUUACAACAUUUUUUACAUAUUAAAGAUGGAAGCAUAAAUAAUAAUACUGAUACAGAUAUUUCAAAUCAGGUUUUACAAUUAUUAAUAUCAUCUAGCAAUAUUUGGUCUAUAAAAUUACAAAAAUAUCUUUUAGAAAAAGAACGAGUCUGUUUGUUUUUACAACGUACUCCCCUUAUAGAAAAUGCAAUCAAAGCAGUUAUAACAGCUAAACAUAAUUUUGGAAAAACUGUUUCAAUUAAUAAGAUUUUUAGUUUAAAAUCGCUUCAAGAUAAUGAAUCAGAACUUACAACUAAAAGAUUAUAUUUAAUACAAUGUGUCACUAAGAAGAUUUUAAAUCUACAUGGGUUUAAAAUAGCAGAUGAAAAUUCUGAUUAUAAAUUUGUAUUUACUUCUAAAUCGCAAGGAAAUGUAAAGGAAAAUUAUGAGCGAUAUAUAUGUGGUGUUGUGAAAAAUAUUGAAACAAAUUGUAAAGAGAUAAAAUUAACAUAUCAAGAAUAUGUUAAGAAUAAAAUCAAAGAAUUAAAAGCAUCAAAUGAACACAAAUAUUUUGAAGCACAAGAAUACAAUACAGAAACAGAAAAUGAUUUCUUUGAAGAUCUUGCAAAAGCAACAAGUACAUUUGAAUUAUUAUCUGUAAAACCAAGUCGUCCUGUUUUUAUUGGAUGCAAUUUUGCAACUAAUAAAAGUACCACAAAUACAAAAGGUGCAUGUUUUAUAUUAUAUAAUAUAGCAAGAAUAACAGCCAUUAUUGGAAAGUAUAAUCAUAAAAGAUUAAAAGGAGAAUAUCCUAAUUUACCACAUAUGAAUGAUAUAGAUUUUUCGUUAUUAAAACAAGAGGAAGAAUGGGAACUUAUAUAUAAUUUUAUUAUUGGAUAUCAGCAAAUGUUAAAAGAUUGUUUAAAAUAUGAUCCUAUAUUCCAAGUAAAUCCACAGGUUAUUUGCAUAUUUUUGGCAAAAUUAUGUCAAAAAUUUAGUAUCUACUAUCGUAGAAUUCGAAUUUUAACUGAAGCAUAUGAUCAUUUGAUUCCAACAAUGAGUACAAGAUUAUAUAUGCUACAUGCAUUGCAAAUUGUACUUCAAAAUGCACUUGCUUUAAUUGAUAUUAUUCCUGUAUCUCGCAUGUAAUUUUUUAUAUUAUAAAAUUACAAAUUUUCUUAUAUUUAUAUAAAUAGUAACAUGAUGUAUGCAAGAAAGGAAUGUAAAAAAGAUAGAUAUAGA